Lipotes vexillifer (Yangtze River dolphin) is the source of this 580-nucleotide messenger RNA. RefSeq names its product cerebral dopamine neurotrophic factor (gene CDNF). NCBI's taxonomy places the organism in Eukaryota, Metazoa, Chordata, Mammalia, Artiodactyla, Lipotidae. The record is from RefSeq and is a predicted model, not a curated record. The transcript has 4 exons. Bases 17 to 580 code for a protein of 187 amino acids. Gene Ontology annotation, cellular component: endoplasmic reticulum. Gene Ontology annotation, biological process: dopaminergic neuron differentiation; neuron projection development.
UUGGAGCUGGCUCAGCAUGUGGUGCGGGAGCCCAGCCGCAGUGGUGGCCUUUUGCGCCGGGCUUUGGGUCUCUAACCCGGGGCGGGCGCAGGGCCAGGAGGCCGGGGGGCGGCUGGGCGCCGACUGUGAAGUGUGUCAAGAAUUCUUGAACCGAUUCUACGACUCCUUGAUAGCCAGAGGAGUCAACUUUUCCCUGGACACCAUAGAAAAAGAAUUGAUCAGAUUUUGCUUGGAUGUCAAAGGAAAAGAAAACCGCCUGUGCUACUAUCUAGGAGCAACAAAAGAUGCGGCCACAAAGAUCCUAAGUGAGGUCACUCGCCCAAUGAGUGUGCACAUGCCUGCUGUGAAGAUUUGUGAGAAGCUAAAGAAGAUGGACAGUCAGAUCUGUGAGCUGAAAUAUGAAAAAAAAUUGGAUUUGGCAUCAGUGGACCUGUCCAAGAUGAGAGUAGCAGAGCUGAAACAGAUACUGUACAGCUGGGGGGAAGAGUGCAGGGCCUGUGCGGAAAAAAACGACUAUGUGAAUCUCAUCAAAGAACUGGCACCCAAGUACACAGCGACGUACCCCAAAACAGAACUCUGA